Messenger RNA from Tilletiaria anomala UBC 951, 876 nucleotides. Its product is annotated as VAMP-associated protein. Gene Ontology annotation, biological process: endoplasmic reticulum membrane organization. The transcript has 5 exons. NCBI's taxonomy places the organism in Eukaryota, Fungi, Basidiomycota, Exobasidiomycetes, Georgefischeriales, Tilletiariaceae. Gene Ontology annotation, cellular component: plasma membrane; endoplasmic reticulum membrane. The coding region runs from base 1 to 876 and encodes 291 amino acids. Gene Ontology annotation, molecular function: FFAT motif binding. The record is from RefSeq and is a predicted model, not a curated record.
AUGUCUGUCGAUCUCAACCCGCAUGUGCAGCUCGGCUUUCCCCGACCCUUGACCCAGCUGGUCAAACGUUCGCUGCAAGUGUCCAACCCCAACAAUCAACCAGUUGCUUUUAAGGUCAAGACCACAGCGCCAAAGCAGUACUGUGUUCGCCCCAACUCGGGAAGGAUCGAGCCAGGCGAGAGAAUUGAAGUUCAAGUGCUGCUUCAACCAAUGAAGGAGGAGCCGCCAAUGUCGGCCAAGUGCCGGGAUAAGUUCCUGGUUCAGUCCGCCAUCAUCACGCCGGAGCGGGAGACUGUACCUCUCACCGACAUAUGGAGCAUCAUCGAGAAGGAGGACAAGAGCCAGAUCCAUGAGCAGAAGAUUCGGUGUGCUUUCCUGCCUCCUGCGUCUGCUCCCGUUCCCGAGGAGAAUGAGCACGAGGCCGCUGGUGUUGGAAGUGUUAUCAGCGACGACUCAAAGUACCAGACGGUGCGAGGCGUCCCCAGCCGCACCAACGGCUUUACCGAUUCAUCCUCCUCACCACAGUUUGGCUCUCAGACCAACGGCCAGUCGGCACUCAACCCGACGGUAGCCGCUUCGAAUGCAGCACCCAACGGCACCGCCACCGACAAGGAUAGGAACGCCACCUACGUUGCAGGCGGUGCGGCAGCCGUUGCUGGUGGAGCGGCUAUCGAUGCUACGCGCAACAUCGCGAACCGCGCGACGGGAAGCGAUGAGAAGGAUUUGAGCGCCGAAGUUGCUCGUCUUAAGGAGCAGUUGGCGGAGGCGACAAAGCGCGCAGGCACGCAGACCAUGCAGGCUGCAGAGGGCGUGCCGGUCCACAUUGUCGCUGCCAUCGCGUUCGGCGUCUUUGUGAUCACCUAUCUCUUCUUCUAG